AUGUCAAAUGGUAAAUUAAGAAAAGGUCCAAUACCAGAUCGUUGGUUAAAUUGUCCAAGAAGAGCAGGACGUCUUAUAAAUAAAAAAUUUCUAGCCUUUAAAACACCAUUAUCAAAAUAUUUUAAUGAUCAAGUACCUGAAGAAUGUCGUUUUAGUGUUGAUUUUUUAUUUAACAUUGCAAAAGGAAAUAAAUGGAAGCUUGGUUUAUGGAUUGACCUGACAAACACAUCACGUUUUUAUGACAGAAAAGAUAUUGAAUCACAUGGCUGUAAGUACGUGAAGUUACAAUGUCGUGGACAUGGUGAAACACCAGAUGCAAAAACAACACUUGAAUUUGUAAGUGUAUGUAAACAAUUUAUAUCACAUCAUCCAUUGGAAAUAAUUGGUGUACAUUGUACACAUGGUUUUAAUAGAACUGGUUUUUUACUAAUAAGUUAUUUGAUUGAAGCUGAAGAAAAUAGUCUUGGUGCUGCAAUGACAAAAUUUGCAAUAGCAAGACCACCUGGUAUUUAUAAAAAAGAUUAUAUUGAAGAAUUAUAUAAACGUUAUGAAGAAAGUGAAACACCACCACCACCACCAACAAAACCAGAUUGGUGCUUUCAGUAUUGA
Aphidius gifuensis is the source of this 609-nucleotide messenger RNA. RefSeq names its product mRNA-capping enzyme-like. Gene Ontology annotation, molecular function: mRNA guanylyltransferase activity; protein tyrosine/serine/threonine phosphatase activity. Gene Ontology annotation, biological process: 7-methylguanosine mRNA capping; dephosphorylation. Bases 1 to 609 code for a protein of 202 amino acids. The transcript has a single exon. Lineage: Eukaryota; Metazoa; Arthropoda; Insecta; Hymenoptera; Braconidae. The record is from RefSeq and is a predicted model, not a curated record.